AUGAGAAAUGGAACAUGGAGCGUGGGUGAAUCUUCCAGCUCAACUUCCUUGAGCAGUCAGCAAGAUAUUGAUGAUGAUCGAAUGAUUGCUCUUGUAUUGACGGAGGAGUAUGCUAACCUGGAUAGAGGAGUCGCUAAACGCCUUUCAAACCUUGCACCUGUUCCUCAUGUUCCGCGGAUAAAUUCCUACAUUCCCAACCUAAGUGACGCCAGUUUGGAUCAUCAAAGGCUUAUUCAAAGGCUAAAUGUUUAUGGUUUAUGUGAAGUGAAGGUUUCUGGGGAUGGAAAUUGUCAGUUUCGUGCACUUUCAGAGCAGAUGUUCAAGUCACCUGAGUAUCACAAGCAUGUUCGAAAGGAGAUUGUGAAACAGUUGAAAGAUCACCGCUCAUUAUACGAAGGCCAUGUCCCAAUGAAGUAUAAACGUUAUUACAAGAAAAUGGCAAAAUCUGGUGAAUGGGGGGACCAUGUUACCUUACAAGCAGCUGCUGAUAAGUUUGCUGCGAAGAUAUGCCUUUUGACAUCUUUUAGAGAUACCUGCUUUAUUGAAAUUAUGCCACAAUACCAGCCACCUAAACGAGAGAAUCAAUUCUCUCUGAAGUUGAAGUUUUCGAGUGUUGAGUUUGUGUUCAAAGUUGUGGUUGAGUUUCUGGUCCGAGCGUUGGAUCGCUUGAAUCCAGCUUCUAUUUGCAGAGACGAUCAGCAUUGUUUGAUUCCGUAUUUUGCUGGUAUCCAUCUCCUGGAAGAGGCAGAAAAAUCAGUUGCUGGGGAUGCCCCGGGCUUCAGGCUUUAG
Molecule: messenger RNA, 789 nt
Organism: Dovyalis caffra
Lineage: Eukaryota; Viridiplantae; Streptophyta; Magnoliopsida; Malpighiales; Salicaceae
Source: the annotation of a GenBank genome assembly